This is a messenger RNA of Hippocampus zosterae (dwarf seahorse), 2489 nucleotides long. RefSeq lists its product as uncharacterized. The transcript is spliced from 2 exons. Bases 47 to 1099 code for a protein of 350 amino acids. The record is from RefSeq and is a predicted model, not a curated record. Lineage: Eukaryota; Metazoa; Chordata; Actinopteri; Syngnathiformes; Syngnathidae.
CGUACGUGCUUCCGGGUCAUCGCACGUGUAAACGCAGACAACAGUUAUGGAGCGUGUUCAACCGUUCGUGAGUUUAAUAGAAUUUUACUUUGAAAUCGGCUUGAAAUACAAAGACAUUAAAUCUGUUCUUGAUGUUAAGUACGGUUUCCAAAUAAGUGAAAGACAUUUGAAGCGAGUGCUGAACCAAAGAGGACUAUUUCGUCGGAAAACGUUCAAUGACUUGGCAGUCCUGGUUGACUUCAUUCGCAACCAAUUGCAGCAUUCCGGACAAUUACACGGUUACAGGUGGAUGUACAGUAAGUGCAGAGAAUAUGGACUUCUUGUCAGGAAAGAGGACGUUCGUCUGGUCCUGAAAGAGUUGGAUCCGAGAGGAGUGUCGUUAAGGCAAGCAAGACGUCUGAGACGGCGAAACUACUUCUCCAAAGGGCCCAAUUUUAUAUGGCACAUGGACUCCUAUGACAAACUGAAACCAUUUGGAAUUUGUAUCAAUGGGGCUAUUGAUGGUUUUUCAAGGAACAUAAUGUGGCUCAAUGCCUACAUAACAAGUAGUGACCCAAAGUUGAUUGGGGGUUACUACAUCGACGUUGUGCACCGUUUGGGGGGUUGUCCUCGAAUCGUUCGAGCUGAUCUUGGGACUGAAAAUGGUCACGUCAAAGGCUUUCAGCGUUUCCUCGUGCCAAUACCGCCAGGCAGCACUCUUGACAGUUACUUGGAUGGAGCCAGCACCACCAAUCAAAGAAUUGAAUAUUGGUGGCGGUUUCUUCGCAGCCAGUGCAUGGAGUUCUGGUUAUCCCUCUUCACAGACCUCAGAGACAAUGGCUUCUUUGAUGGUGGAUUUCUGGACAAAAACAUCCUACAAUUUUGUUGCAUGGGACUUAUUCAGGAUGAGUUGGAUGACACGGCCCUAGUUUGGAACAGCCAUCUCAUCAGGCCCUCAAAGAACAUGAAUGUCCCCAGUGGUCGGCCCAACGUGAUGUAUACGUUACCUGAACUUUAUGGUACAACGGACUUCCUCUCCCCGGUUGACAAUGAACAAGUUCAACUGUGCAAAAGCCAGUGUGUGUUUCGUUUGACCAUGCCUUGUGAUCCAGAUUAUUAACACCUUUGCUAGAUACACUUCUUUGCUUGAUGUUUGUUCUUGUUUUGAGUUUUUUGAAUAAGUUGGUACCUCUUAAUUCAUAGUUGCUUUCUCGAAUUUCAAAAAACUUCUGAAUGUUUUGGCAGAGCAGGUUAUUGUGUGCUUUGUACAUUAAUUGGGCGAUUUUAAAGUCAACCAGGUCAUAAAAUUUCAUCGUAUUUAAUUUGAUAAAUAGUGGAUUUGUGGGUUCCGUAUAUUUUGAUCUAUUAAUAAUUCGAAUUGCUUUUUUUUGUAGUUUGAGAAUAGGGAGUGUGUUUGUUUUGCAGGAAUUCCCCCAUAUUUCCACACAGUAGGUCAUGUAUGGUAAUAAUAAUGAAGUGUAUAAUGUGUACAAAGAUCUCUUAUUUAGCACUUCCUUGGUUUUGUAGAGGAUCCCUACGGUCUUGGCUAUUUUUCUUUUUACGUUAUCGAUAUGUGGUUUCCAACAUAGUUUUGAGUCUAUUACUAAUCCGAGAAACUUGCUUUCAUACGCUCUUUCUAUUUCAAUUGAGUUUACCAUAAUUUUAGCUUGGUGUUUGAUUGGUCUUGUGCCAAAAACAAUUGACUUUGACUUUUUCAGGUUAAGUGACAAUUUAUUUCUGUCGAACCAGUUUUUUAAUUUGUUUAAUUAGUUUUCUACGGUUGUCAGGAGCUGUUUCAGAUUUAUUCCAGAACAGUAGAAAGUUGUAUCAUCAGCAAAUAGGACACAUUUAAAUAGUUUUGAGACCUUGCAGAUAUCAUUUAUAUAUAAGAUGAAUAGUUUUGGACCAAGCACUGACCCCUGAGGUACUCCGUGAGUGAUUUUCAGUUGAUUCGUUUUUUUAUUGUUGAGUUGCACGUACUGAUAUCUGUUUUCUAAAUAACUUUUUAUCCAUUUAUAAGCUACACCUCUAAUGCCAUAUCUUUCUAGUUUUUUCAAUAAUAUACUGUGAUCUAUUGUGUCAAAAGCUUUUUUUAGAUCUAGGAAAACCCCAACAGUAAAUUCUUUGUUGUCUAUAUUAGUGGCUAUUGCUUCCACAAACUCCAUAACUGCCAUUGAGGUGGUCCGUUUUUCCCUGAAGCCAUAUUGAUUCUCACUUAACAGCGCAUGCUUUUGUAUAAAACUAUCAAGUCUGCGAGAAAAUAGUUUUUCUAAUAUUUUUGAAAAUUGUGGUAGUACUGUAGUGAUAUUGGUCUAUAAUUUGUAAACAGAUGUUUUUCUCCACUUUUAUAGAUUGGAAUAACUUUAGCAAUUUUCAUUUUUGAUGGAAAGAUACCAGCUUUGAAUGACAGGUUGCAUAUGUGCGUGAAAGGUCGCACUACAUAUUCUAUAAUCUGCUUGAUUAUUGUCAUAUCAAUAUUAAAGCAAUCAGUUGACUUUUUAUUUUUAAAA